CUCUCACCACGGUGCUCUCCGUCGACACUCACAGGCCGAAUAAAUCAUGCCUUCAAAUGGUCCGUCUCGCCGCAGCGCAAGGCUGAAGGGGCAACCUGCCCCUCCGCCUCCGUCGCCACCACUGGCAGCCCCGCCCAAGAAACGCGUCAAACGACGCCACAUUCGCAGUAGCGAAGACGUUGAGCAAGGAGGGAUUUUGCGGAACAUGCCGCUGGAUAUUAUAUACGAGGUUAUCUCGCAUCUACGGCAUCGCAAAAAAGUGGAGAGUACGGCCAAGCAUGGCCAAACUCAACCAUGGCAGCCAAUCGCUACCAACGGUAUAAUUCGCAGCCAAACUGGUAGCCUCACUGGCCAUGCAUGGUCAGCGACUCCCCGUCGCGCCAAUCGCUGUAUAGUGCUAUAGUUUUGACGAGAGUCAAUACUAUGUAGAAAUCUGAGGCACCGUUGGUCAAUUCAGUAUGUUGUGGCUGCUACUUCUCGU
Messenger RNA from Schizophyllum commune H4-8, 481 nucleotides. RefSeq lists its product as uncharacterized. The record is from RefSeq and is a predicted model, not a curated record. Bases 47 to 403 code for a protein of 118 amino acids. The transcript has 2 exons. NCBI's taxonomy places the organism in Eukaryota, Fungi, Basidiomycota, Agaricomycetes, Agaricales, Schizophyllaceae.